UGUGCGCCGUACAAAUCACUCGAUUAAUAGACGCGUUAGAUUUGAAUCGGAAUUUUGUUUUUUAGUGUUUCGAAUCUAUUCGUUUUCCAUCUAGAAACUGCAUUAGUGUUUGGCGCAAUGUAUGAAAACGAAGAUGGUGAUCACUUCGAAGAGGAGGACCCAGAGGAAAUCUCUCAUGAGUUGUGGCAGGAAGCCUGCUGGAUUGUGAUUAACGCUUACUUCGACGAGAAAGGUCUCGUCCGACAGCAACUUGACAGUUUCGAUGAAUUUAUUCAGAUGUCUGUUCAGCGAAUUGUUGAAGAUUCUCCCGCCAUUGAGUUGACUGCAGAAGCACAGCACACCUCAGGAGACAUUGAGACACCGACUCGAUAUCUGUUGAAAUUCGACCAAAUUUAUUUAUCGAAACCAACUCACUGGGAGAAAGAUGGUUCUCCGUCGCCUAUGAUGCCAAACGAAGCUCGUCUCCGUAAUUUAACUUAUUCUGCUCCGUUAUAUGUGGAUAUUACCAAAACGAAAAUUGUGGAAGGUCAGGAGCCGGUGGAGACUCAACACCAGAAGACUUUUAUCGGUAAAAUCCCAAUUAUGCUUCGUUCCACAUAUUGCUUGCUCUCUCAAUUGACCGAUCGUGAUUUGACGGAAUUGAACGAAUGUCCACUGGAUCCGGGUGGAUACUUCAUCAUCAACGGCUCGGAGAAAGUGUUGAUCGCUCAGGAGAAAAUGGCCACAAAUACGGUGUACGUGUUCAGUAUGAAAGACGGCAAAUACGCUUAUAAAUCUGAAAUACGUUCCUGUCUAGAGCAUAGCUCACGUCCAACGUCCACAUUGUGGUGCAACAUGAUGGCCCGCGGUGGUCAAAGCAUAAAAAAAUCGGCCAUUGGACAACGCGUGAUUGCCAUUCUGCCGUACGUGAAGCAGGAGAUUCCUAUUAUGAUUGUGUUCCGUGCGCUCGGUUUUGUGGCGGAUCGUGACAUUCUGGAGCACAUUAUUUAUGAUUUUGACGAUCCUGAAAUGAUGGAAAUGGUUAAGCCGUCUUUGGAUGAAGCGUUUGUUGUGCAAGAACAGAACGUUGCCUUGAAUUUUAUUGGUGCGAGAGGUGCCCGCCCUGGUGUCACAAAAGACAAGCGUAUCAAAUAUGCAAAGGAAAUUUUACAGAAGGAAAUGUUGCCACACGUUGGUGUUUCUGACUUUUGUGAGACCAAGAAAGCUUAUUUCCUCGGUUAUAUGGUUCAUAGGUUGCUACUGGCUGCUUUGGGUCGUCGUGAAUUGGACGAUCGUGAUCACUACGGUAAUAAGCGAUUGGAUUUGGCGGGACCAUUGUUGGCGUUUUUAUUCCGUGGAUUGUUCAAAAAUUUGAUGAAGGAGGUACGGAUGUAUGCACAGAAGUUCAUUGACCGUGGAAAGGAUUUCAAUUUGGAGUUGGCUAUCAAGACAAAAAUUAUCACCGAUGGUUUGCGAUACUCGUUGGCUACAGGAAAUUGGGGUGACCAGAAAAAGGCCCAUCAGGCCCGUGCCGGUGUGUCUCAGGUGUUGAACAGAUUGACAUUUGCUUCAACGCUAUCACAUUUACGUCGUGUCAAUUCACCGAUUGGUCGGGACGGAAAACUUGCGAAACCCCGUCAGCUUCACAAUACGCUAUGGGGUAUGAUUUGUCCAGCAGAAACGCCCGAAGGAGCUGCUGUCGGCUUGGUGAAAAAUCUCGCUUUGAUGGCUUACAUUUCUGUCGGAUCGCAACCUUCGCCUAUUCUUGAGUUCUUGGAGGAGUGGUCUAUGGAAAAUUUGGAGGAAAUUGCUCCAUCUGCAAUUGCCGAUGCUACCAAGAUUUUUGUGAACGGAUGUUGGGUGGGAAUACAUCGAGAUCCCGAACAGUUGAUGGCAACGCUCAGAAAGUUGCGCCGACAGAUGGAUAUCAUCGUAUCCGAAGUGUCAAUGAUUCGAGAUAUUCGGGAUCGUGAGAUAAGAAUUUACACUGACGCCGGGCGUAUCUGUCGACCGUUGUUGAUCGUAGAGAAUGGAAGCUUGUUGCUUCGGAAAAAUCACGUUGAUAUGUUGAAAGAUCGUGAUUAUAAUAACUAUGGUUGGCAGGUGCUGGUUGCUUCUGGAGUAGUUGAAUACAUUGACACGCUGGAGGAAGAAACAGUCAUGAUUGCCAUGACACCUUACGAUCUGAAACAGGAUAAAGAAUACGCUUACUGUACGACGUAUACCCAUUGUGAAAUUCAUCCGGCAAUGAUUUUAGGGGUUUGUGCUUCAAUUAUACCAUUCCCCGAUCACAACCAGAGUCCUCGUAACACUUAUCAAAGUGCUAUGGGCAAACAGGCUAUGGGGGUUUACAUUACAAACUUCCACGUUCGGAUGGAUACUCUUGCCCACGUAUUAUACUACCCGAUGAAGCCCCUUGUCACUACACGAUCCAUGGAAUAUUUGCGGUUCCGUGAGCUACCGGCUGGUAUUAACUCGAUUGUAGCAAUUCUCUGCUACACGGGAUACAAUCAGGAAGAUUCUGUUAUUUUGAACGCUUCCGCCGUUGAGCGUGGAUUCUUCCGAUCUGUGUUUUACCGUUCAUACAAGGAUUCCGAGAGCAAGAAGAUUGGUGAUCAGGAAGAACAGUUUGAGAAACCCAAUCGACAAACAUGUCAAGGCAUGCGAAACGCUCUGUACGAUAAGCUCGAUGAAGAUGGCAUCAUUGCCCCAGGUCUUCGCGUUUCUGGUGACGAUGUGGUCAUUGGGAAAACUAUUACUCUCCCGGAGACCGAUGACGAUCUUGAUGGUACCACGAAACGGUUCACCAAGCGAGAUGGGUCAACCUUCUUGCGUAACUCCGAGACGGGAAUUGUUGAUCAGGUUAUGUUGACGCUGAACAGCGAAGGCUAUAAGUUUUGCAAGAUUCGUGUCCGUUCAGUGCGUAUUCCUCAAAUUGGAGAUAAGUUCGCCUCGCGUCACGGACAAAAAGGUACCUGCGGUAUUCAGUAUCGUCAGGAGGAUAUGCCGUUCACAUGCGAAGGGAUCACUCCGGAUAUUAUCAUUAAUCCUCACGCUAUUCCAUCGCGUAUGACCAUUGGUCAUUUGAUUGAGUGCAUCCAGGGUAAACUAGGCUCAAAUAAAGGAGAAAUUGGUGACGCCACCCCCUUUAACGAUGCUGUCAACGUGCAAAAGAUUUCGACUUUCUUGCAAGAGUACGGCUAUCAGCUCCGUGGUAACGAGGUUAUGUAUAAUGGUCACACGGGACGCAAGAUCAACGCCCAGGUUUUCCUCGGUCCAACCUACUACCAACGUUUGAAACAUAUGGUGGAUGAUAAGAUCCAUUCACGUGCCCGUGGUCCGGUGCAGAUCUUGGUGCGGCAACCCAUGGAGGGUCGUGCCCGAGAUGGUGGUUUACGUUUCGGUGAAAUGGAGCGGGAUUGUCAGAUUUCUCACGGCGCCGCCCAGUUUCUUAGAGAGCGUCUAUUUGAAGUCUCUGAUCCAUACAGGAUACAUGUGUGCAACUUCUGUGGGUUGAUUGCGAUCGCUAAUAUGAGAAACAAUACCUUUGAGUGUAAGGGUUGCAAAAAUAAGACUCAGAUAUCGCAGGUUAAAUUACCUUAUGCAGCGAAAUUACUGUUCCAAGAACUGAUGGCCAUGAAUAUCGCACCGCGAUUGAUGGUGUUAUAAAAUGAGAAGAAGGAAUAACAGAACCGAAGGAUUGUUUAGUGUUUGGUAUGACGAUGAGUGAACACAGUGUCAUGAACAAUUUCAAUAAUAUUAUAAUAUAUAAGCCAAACAAAUUUA
Molecule: messenger RNA, 3765 nt
Organism: Toxorhynchites rutilus septentrionalis
Lineage: Eukaryota; Metazoa; Arthropoda; Insecta; Diptera; Culicidae
Gene: RpII140
Product: DNA-directed RNA polymerase II subunit RPB2
Exons: 5
Coding region: 118-3648 (1176 amino acids)
Biological process (GO): DNA-templated transcription
Cellular component (GO): RNA polymerase II, core complex
Molecular function (GO): ribonucleoside binding; DNA binding; DNA-directed RNA polymerase activity
Source: RefSeq, a predicted model, not a curated record